Scatophagus argus is the source of this 8979-nucleotide messenger RNA. RefSeq names its product neuronal PAS domain protein 2 (gene npas2). The record is from RefSeq and is a predicted model, not a curated record. Gene Ontology annotation, molecular function: protein dimerization activity; RNA polymerase II cis-regulatory region sequence-specific DNA binding; DNA-binding transcription factor activity, RNA polymerase II-specific. Gene Ontology annotation, biological process: regulation of transcription by RNA polymerase II; circadian regulation of gene expression. The transcript is spliced from 22 exons. NCBI's taxonomy places the organism in Eukaryota, Metazoa, Chordata, Actinopteri, Scatophagidae. The coding region runs from base 2147 to 4846 and encodes 899 amino acids. Gene Ontology annotation, cellular component: nucleus; cytoplasm; CLOCK-BMAL transcription complex.
UAUCUAGCCUUGAUAAUGUAAUGAGUAGUGUGUAACUUUGAACUGUGUCAAAUUAAUUCUCUUUUUCUUAGCUUCAGUUGGCCUGCUAACACACUAAAUCUGCUAAACAUCACCAUAAUAGCAUUGUCAAUCCUAGCAUGGCAACAUGUCAUUGUUACAAGUCAUUGUGAGCAUGUUGCAAUUCUACUUUAGCUAGGUACAGGCUCACAGAACAGCUAGCAUGGCUAUAAACUUUGUCAGACUAUUUACUAAAGAUGAAGAAAAUGCUGAAAGCAAUUACAAACAAGCCAUUGAAAUAACUAGCUUAUAGAAAACAAAUGGUACAUCCUAUUGAAGAUGCUAUAUAUAUAUUUUUUUCAAUAAAUAUAAAUGCCCACCUGUUUUGCUGAGAAGACUGAAAAUUCAGACUGUGGAAAAGAUCAUAUGUCCAACAGUCAACUUUCCAAGGUUACAACUGCAUCUGUUCAGGAUUUUUUCUUUCAUGGGCAAAAACAUGGGCUAACAUUCAGGUUUGCUCUCAGAAUGAAAUAACAUUUAACAACUACCUUCUACCUACUGAAAAUCAGUUAAAAAUCCCUGCUAAAUUAUGACUAUAAUCAGUAUUAACGGGUUCAUGGCUCUAAUCACUCAAAACAAAACUGUUUUUAUCAAAUGAAAGACUUCUCUGUCGCUGUAGAUUAACUGCCGCUAACAUACUGAUGAUUAUGACCAUCAAAUACUGAUAAGGUUGCUUUAGAGUUAAAUGUUUACCCUCUUACAAUCUAAAAAUACUCUCUUAAAGUAAACAGAUUGUCUUAAAUGGUCAUUUUCAGUUGUUUCAGUGUUAUAAAACUUCUCGGCACCUGGAUACAUGCGUGCAUGUGUGAUAAUUUGACAGAAGCAAAACGUUUGGAGCCAGUCCAUAAUGAGUCCUUGAAAUUAGUCAUGCAGACUGCUGACCCACAUUUGGGACUUAGGCUGAGGGAAAAGGCAACCAGGAAGUUGUAAAAAAAAAAAACAAAAAAAAAAAAACAUAGGAAGUGGGGAAGUACUUGAGAAGAAAAACAAAAUCUUGAGCUUCUUGUUUUGCUUAAGGGUCAGGGUGGCAUCUCUCUGGCCAAGGUUUUCCCCCCAGACUUAAAUAAAUGGUUUUAUAAACUUACCAACAGCAGGGUCAGACGGGCUAAUCUGCUCGGUCUUGCUGGCAGGGAGGAGACACCAUUUACCCUCACCUCCUUUUCAUGUGAAAUGCCAGACUGACAGUACCUGAGGGCCAGCUCUGGUCAAAUUAUUGUACAUUUGUCAUUUUCUUUCUGGAUACAUGUGGACCUAGCCUAAUACAUUAAAGGUUACUUGACAUGUUCCCAUGGACAACUGGCAUUAGGCUUCACUUCAGAACGUACCAUUCACAAUUCCACACCACGAGUAAACUCCGUAAAUGUAUGACACAUAUAAAUCAUUUUCCCUUUGCGGUGCAGUCAGAAUGACAUUUAGUGAGGUGUUAUUAUGCAUUAAGCACGUGUUAAAGAUUACAGCCUGCCCCCUCCUCCCGGUCACUACAGGUUUCUUUCGGUUAUGUUGCACAGCCGACUGCUUAUGCUGCUGCCGUCGUUAGCCGAGUAUUGAGCUACCAGAUGACCUACUUUCUCUGCUCUGAGCCACUCAGUCCUGUUUACAAGCCACUGCCAGCGGAGGAUGUGGAGUACAGUGCCUGGAAAAUAGACGGACACAGCCCGCAACUAGCAAAUAGCACGAAUGGGGAAUUUGGUCGUGUGGUGUCGAUAAAUUAGGAUUGUCAAAACCACAGACGGCUCAGCGGCGAUUAAUAACAGCACGUUAUUAACUUAGGCGUUGUUAUGCAAUUUAACGCUUUCAGUGUUCUCGCCUGGUCAGUCAGACGCUGGUGGUUGCGCUCAGCUGCUAUGCUGUAGUUUUUUUUUUAUUUAAUUUUUAUUAACAAAAAAUGACUAGAUUGAUUAAAGUUAAGUGUGGAUCUUUAUUUCUGCCGGAGACCCGUUGUCAAGGAUUUGGCAUUUCUUUGGUGGACUCAAGGAGGAGGUGGGCACCCGGUCCGCGGUAGGUUUUUCCAAACGAGUGUUCAGAAGAGGUCAGCGCGGAUGGAACUUAUAAGACUUCAGAAAGGGCCUGGUUGGGAAAGGGUGUGAGUAUGGACAACCUUUCUGACUUCGGUGGCCCCUGUCCAUCCACCCGCAGGGAAUGGGACACCAACAGCUGCGUGGAAGAUUUAAUGGAUGAAGAUGAGAAAGACAGGGCAAAAAGGGCAUCUCGUAAUAAAUCGGAAAAGAAAAGAAGAGACCAAUUCAAUGUGCUCAUCAAGGAGCUAUGCACCAUGCUGCAGGGUCAAGGCCAUCCACGCAAGAUGGACAAGUCCACCAUAUUGCAGAGGACUAUUGACUUCUUGCAAAAGCAAAAGGACAUCACUGCACAGAAUGAAACUUGCGAUGUGAGACAGGACUGGAAGCCAUCGUUCCUCAGUAAUGAGGAGUUCACUCAACUAAUGCUGGAGGCCCUUGAUGGUUUCUUGGUAGCAUUAACUACAGAUGGCAACAUCAUAUAUGUAUCUGACAGUGUGUCUUCACUUAUUGGCCAUUUACCGUCAGAUAUGGUGGACCAAAAUAUCUUGAAUUUCCUCCCGGAGCGGGAACACGGAGAGGUGUAUAAGCUGCUAUCAUCCCACAUGCUGAUGACUGACCCCAUUGCUGCUGACUUCCUUGACAGUGAGGCACAUAUUGAAUUUUGCUGUCAUCUAGCCAGGGGUAACAUUGAUCCAAAGGAGACACCCGUAUACGAGUAUGUCAAGUUUGUUGGAGAUUUCAAGUUUCACAACAAUGUGCCUACAUCUUCCUGUAACGGGCUUGAGUUGACGUUACCAAGAAGCCUGCAGUCAUCGCUGGAGGAGCAGGUCUGCCUCAUUGCUACUGUACGAUUAGUCACUCCACAGUUUCUUAAGGAUUUGUGUAAUGUCGAAGAUCCUUGUGAUGAAUUCACAUCCAGACACAGCCUUGAAUGGAAGUUCCUGUUUUUAGAUCACAGAGCUUCACCAAUCAUUGGCUACUUACCCUUUGAGGUUCUUGGAACUUCUGGCUAUGAUUACUAUCAUGUGGAUGACUUGGAGCUUAUAGCUCAGUGUCAUAAGCAGUUAAUGCAGUUCGGAAAGGGUAAAUCCUGCUACUAUCGCUUCCUGACUAAAGGUCAGCAGUGGAUUUGGUUGCAGACUCACUAUUACAUCACUUACCACCAGUGGAAUUCCAAACCUGAGUUCAUUGUCUGCACUCACACUGUUGUCAGUUAUGCUGAAGUGCGAGCUGAAAGGAGGAGAGCGUUUGGCUUCGAAGAGCUGUCUCCACCGGAGAUAGCUCCCUCUUCAGUGAAGGCUCAGGAGCUGUACUUGGACAUCUGCUCCACACUGGACCCUCCACGGGACAGAAACAACAGUGCACGUUCGGUAUCCUCCCACAGCUCCCGGAAGUCCUCCCACACAGCUCUGUCAGACUCUGCGUCAGCUAACUCCUACACAGAGGCCUGCACACCAUCAUGGCAGUCUGCUUCCAUUGGGACAGAGAAGACAUCUGCCAGACUCCAACCUAGUAGUUCAAAGAAUUUGCCACAAAGACAAAAUUCCUUUGACCUCGUUCCCCAAAUGAGCCUCCCCCUUUCUCCUACCUGCAGCAAGCACUCCGCAAUGCAGCAGCAGACACAGCAGCAGCAACAGCAGUCAUCGCUGUAUCAGAUGCAGCAGCCGCAGCUCUGUGUCAUGAACCAGCUGAAGGAGCAGCUGGAGGAGAGGACGCGCAUUCUGCAAGCUGACAUUAAGACGCAGCAGCAGGAGCUUCACGACAUUAAGGAGAAGCUUCACCUCGCUAAUCUUCAGAUGUUGUUGCAGCAGCCUAUCCACAAUGACUUUGGCCAAGCCCAGCAGCAACAGCAACAGCAACAGCAACAGCAGCAGCAGCAGCAGCAGCCGCCGCCCCAGCAGCAGCAGCAACCCCAGCAGCAGGGCUCGGGCAGACCAGCCCAGCAGAGCCAGUCAGGGGUGAUCAGGCAGCUCUCAGGCCACCCCAAACCACCGUCCUGUGGGGCCCACAGCUCCUCCCCUCACUCGCUCCUGAGAGAGAGCAACUCACCCUCUUCACAGGUCCAGCAGAGGAUGGCGCGGAGCGGGCAGGCCCAGUCAGCAGUGAGUGUUCCCGUGCAGACGAACACAAGCCUGACGAUGCCCUUCUACAGCAACCCCAUGAUGUUCUCCCAGACCAACACGAGGUCUCUGCCAGAUGCGAACCAAAGACACACGGACGGCGAGUUCAGCCAAGAUGGACAUCUACGCAUGCUCCUAAACCAGCCAAUGCAGACGCUGGUUCCCACUAGCAGUGUCACCUCACAGCCUUCCCAAUGCAACAUGGGCAUCUCCCAAACUAUAUACACGUUGGAGCAGCAGAUCAUCGCCCCUUCAUUCUCCAUGCAACAGGUCAACUGCAAUGCUGUCCUCGUGCCCUCCCCAGUCUUCACAUCCUCCAUAAUGAUCCCACACAACAAUCUGAUGACAAACCAGUCCCAGUCGGCCUACCACAGCCAGCCUCAGGCUUCUCAGCACUCCCUGCAGCUACAGCAGCCUCAGCAGUUCUUUCAGAUGACUCAAGGACUUGUACACGGUGGAUCUACUCCAACAUUCUUACACACCGCUAAUGUCCCGCAGCAAAGCACUGUGGGAUACAUCCAGCAGCAGCCACAAACACAGCAAGUGCCGCAAGCACAGCAGCAACAGGCGCAACAGCAACAAAGGCAAUACCAACAUUCCCAAAACCAGACUGGCAGUGUUUCAGACUUCCGAAAUAUGCUGACUCGGUAGCGCUGUGAACUGUGUUACAGCGCUGAGAUCUCCUUCUGUGUUGUCGCCGUGUAGGUGACAGCACGUCAUGGCAUUAGGAAGUCAAACUUGACGUCAAGUUCUACAGCGGGAACGCUUCUAGUGACCUUACCCUUGAUGUGAUGUGAAGCUGCCCGUUCAGAGGGAGCCGGUGUGUAUGUCACUGGAGUGAAAACCACAGGCAGAGGCUGCACUGGCCUGACGUCACCUGCAGGGAUCUGAGGAGAGUCUGAAGUGCUGGACCUUCAUCGCACUCGGGCGACAAUCGAUGAAACUGCCGGAAUAAGUGGAUUAUCAAAGCUCUCAAGAAGACACCACUUUCACGUUUAUAUGUGGAAGUUUUUCACCUAACAGAGUGUCCUUUUAAUUGUCUUUCUGCACUUUGGUACCGCCUCCUAACCCAAAAGUAGAAUAUUUAUGUUUGCCCAUGAAUUAAUUUUCUAUUUUCCUCAUGACUAAUGGCUAAAUAGUGAAAUUAUUUUUCACAUCUGCAGCUCGACACCCCUCCUCAGUGACAUCAAAUCAUCACCCCUGGAUUCUCAGCUCCAGUGAAAAUGGUUCAUCUCAGAAAGGGAUUUGUGUACAUGGGUAGUUUACAUCAAAGAGUAUUUAAGUUGGCAGACACCACACGUAGCUCCCAUUUCGUCCCUAAAACAACGAUUUAUUUACAGGUAUGUUCGCGGCAAAUCAUGCGAGAGAAGCUUUACUGUGAAACAUGGAGUAGUGAGAUGGCCACCAUAUCUAAAAGUCAGGUUUGAUGAACUGGGAAGCUGGGUGGGAGGAAUGUUCUCCAGUGUUUAGAAAGGUCUAUCUAGAUUUUUAAAGCCUCAAUCUGGGAUUUAAGAAGGGGUGCUACAGCUAUCCCACCAGUUCUCAAUGAGAAUGACAAGAAAGCUCUGAAGACCUGAUUGUAGGUGCUUCUGAUGAGCUCUGCAUCCUUAGGUGAAGCUAGCAGAGGGGGAAAAUUUUGUGCCUUUAACCAUGGCAUGUCCAUGGUGCGGUUUGAUGGUUUUUUCUGAUUAUGGCUUUAAAAAUCCAGCUCAGGUCCAUUUGAAAUACAAAGUUAUAUUUUCAUAGGUCAUAACCUAUUAUUUUCCACAUCAGAUUUAAACAAAAUAUGUCUAGAUUUGUAAUGGAUAUAUUACAAAUAUAUAUUGGAUGCUUUUUGCAACCUUCAUAUUACACACACAUUCACAGUAAGCCCCGUUUGAACAAUUUCUAUAAUGGUAGAAUCCUGUAAGGUUCAUUUAACUGCUUACUGAAACAUGGAUGAAAUCAUUUCAUGUUUGUUUAUUGCAUAUAAGAUGGAAAAAAUAUAUGGGAUUAAGAAACUAGUUUUAUACACAAAUAUUCUAAUUGAUUUUAUUUGUUCAUUUAGACAUUGAAAGGUCAACACUGGUCCUAAUGUCUUGCUCACCUGUCAGGGUUAACGGUUCAGUGCAAGCUGUUUUCCUUAGUGCAGUGCACUGCCACUGAUCUGAAUGGCUCUCAGUAGUUUUUCAGAGCUCAGUAACAACAAACUCCUGCAGAGGUGUAAGGUUGUUAAUUUUAUUAUCUUGGAAAAGAGUGAGAAAUGCUUUAGGAGAGAUUCUGCCGCUAUUUGUGAACAGUAUUACCCUGUUUAUUCUGCUGUGGUCAUCCUUUUGUUUUCUUUAUUUGACCAGGUCACAAAAUGAACGCUCGAAUCACGACCAAAUGAGCUUGUCUACAGGUCAACAAUGCAUUAAUUUGCACUAUGAACAUGAUCUCAAUGAAAAACUAAAAUAUUGCUGGAAGAUAUUGUUUAAUUUAAUCCCUGAAAAUAUAUUAACCUCCAGUGCAUUUAUCAUACAGCUGCACUGAUAACAGAAAUUAUCAAUCAGAAUCAAUUUGAACAACAAACUUUGGAGUCCAUCCUGUUUUUUGAGAGACGCAGUUUUAUGUUAGUUUGUCGAAAAAAAAUCUCACUGUGAUAUGUGCAACUGCUAAUCAGCUCUUGUAACAAUCCAUACAGUCAUACUGAGUUUAAAAGUAAGUGCAUGUUAACAUACGUAAUGACUCACCUUGUUGUAUGGUGCGUCUUGAAAGACAGCGUUGACUGAUUGCAGCACUGAGAGGUUUGGAGUGUAAGCCGGAUUAGCAGUUGAAUGAUAUCCAGGACAAACUAAAGAACAUCUACGUGCAUCUCGUUUUUUAUCAGAGAAAAUCAGAGACAACUUGUAACAGUAGCUAAACUGAAACAGGGACCGACUUUAUCAUUUUAAAUUUAAAAUUUUUCUGUCUUUAAAUUUGUUCUUAGGUUGCAUAUUUGCUCCCAGAUAGCUCAGCAGGAAAAAAAAAACUCUUGCAUUUCCUGAAAUUCUCAAAAGGAAAAAAACAAAAACCCAGCCUUUCAUGCUCAGUAUGACGCUUUAGUCUCAGCCACCUCAGCUGUACACAUUCAAGUUAGCUACGUUACAGUCCCUCCUGAGACUGGUGCUGUUCAUGGUGGACGACAAGACUCGACACUUUUAACAUGUACGCUCAGUGCCGCUUUACACGUUCCUAUGUGCAAUGUCAAUUUGAAAAAGAAGAAUGUUAAUUUAUACUGUUUUAAAUGUUUCAAAACAGAUGUACGAUGUAAAUAGAGGUGUAUAAUAAGCCAUUGUACCAUGUAAAUUAUUUUGAAGUAUUUUUUUUUUUUUUUUAAUGAAAAUGUCCUAACAUUCCCUCAGCCGUGGAUAUCAGCAGUACAAGAUGUGUCCAGUGAAGGGUAUGAUUGCAAUGAUUAACAAAGGACUUUAUCUGCACGGGUAUGCGAUGCAGAGUGUUAGGUGUUUUUUCAACAUAAUAGCAAAACUCUGUAGUAAAGGGUCAAAUCUUCACCAUGAUCAUGAAAAAAAGACUAAAUGAAGAAUCUGAAUCCUUAUGUAUUUGUCACGCAGAAUUUCAGACACUUUAACAUGAAGGUGCAGGAACAGCUCUCCAACAACUGUUUUUUUUUUUUAAAAAAAAAAAGGUAACUUUUUGCAAGUUCAGUCAGUUUUGACUCAACUUGCAAAAAGUCCUUUUCCUUUGUUUUGUUAGUUUGAUGGGUUUCAGUUUUGUUUUGGGGUUUGUUUGUUUUUUUGAGCUUUUACGAAAAAGUGCAAUUGUACAUCAUCAUCAGAAUAUAUUAUUUUAUGGCUGAGGGAAGUCUCAGUCACCCUUUAUGUGUUUCUGUACUUCCACAUCUGGUGUAGCAACAGUGAAGUGACAGCUCAUAUGUUCACUCAGCCAGAAACUCAGAGGUGCCAUAGAUAAAUGUAAAUGUACUUUUCUUCAUUAUUCAAUUUCAUUUCAGCCACUGAAUGAAAUCUAAAUACAUUUUUAGAAAAUGUAGAAUUUCAGUCAGUCACUGUGAAACUUUUGUUUUAAGUUUGGUCUCCAUCUAAAUCAAUCAUUCAGAGAUGAUUUGAAUCCAUGUUAAUCUACAAAACAGCUGUUUUCACACUGUUGUUUGCCUUGCUAAGGUGGUUAAACUCAACCGUGAGUGAACCGUGUUGAGAUAAUUCUUGCAUUGUGUUCCAGAUGUGGGUUAAACCCUAAAUAAUUUUGCUUUGGACAAAUCGCCUCCUUCUGCACCAGAUGUUUGGAAGUGAGAUCAUUUUUAGAGCUCAUUUUUAGGUGCGUGUUGCUUCACAGAAGUCACUGUAAAUAACCCAUCUGCUCAGUCGGCACCAUAUUUCUUUGAACUUGCUCUCUCUCUCCGACAUUAUGUUGCUGCACCUUUUUUCUUUGUCUUCAUCUUUCAGAAUGCUUUUUCUUCUUCAUGGGGUUUUUCAUUGAGUGUUUUUGAAGGCAUGUGAUUUGAGUCACAUUUAACUUGUACUUUUCAGAUUUGUAAAAUAACGACUGACACCUUAAAUGUGGAGCAGGUAGUCAGAUCAAUGCUUUCUGCUUUCUGUGUAAGAUUCUCCAGGACAUGAACAAAACAAACCUGGUUCACAGCCAUUUCUGCAGUUUCAGUGCAGAAACAAACAUUGAAUAUAUUGUAUGAUAGAAUGUAAAAAAAAAAAAAAAAAAAAAAGUUUAGACUAUAUAGUUGUUUAUUUUAUAUGUCUAAUAGAUUACAUAUGUAUGUUACAUGAUUUUAAAAUUAAAGUAAUUUUGUAACA